Messenger RNA from Brassica napus (rape), 686 nucleotides. Its product is annotated as protein SPIRAL1-like 4. Gene Ontology annotation, cellular component: cortical microtubule, transverse to long axis. The transcript is spliced from 3 exons. The record is from RefSeq and is a predicted model, not a curated record. The coding region runs from base 201 to 521 and encodes 106 amino acids. Lineage: Eukaryota; Viridiplantae; Streptophyta; Magnoliopsida; Brassicales; Brassicaceae. Gene Ontology annotation, biological process: cortical microtubule organization.
UACCAUAACUUCAUGUCUUCCUCACCACCACACAAUGUCUUACACGUGUUUAUAAAUACAUAUGUACAUGUACGUAUCUGUAUCUCCUUGUUCCUCUGUUUCUCCCUCUGCCUUGACUUCCGCCUAAUCGCAGAAGAAGAGGAAACAAAAACCAGAACACAGAUCUUCGAGUAUCGGCGCCGGAAUUAGCUCGCCGGGAAAUGGGGAAAGCUAGAGGAGUUAACAGCGGCGCUGGAGAGAGCUCGCUAGGUUACCUUUUUGGAUCCGUUGAGUCUGUUUCCAAACCGAACAUGCCCACCACCACAACACCAACCACCACCACCGGAGAUAAAGCCAAGACGGAGGAGGCGGACAAGAAACAGAUGUCGGCAGGUGUGAGAGGAAGCCCUAAUAAUUACAUUAGAACAGAGGGACAAAACUGUGGCAACUUCCUCACGGAACGACCAUCGACGAAGGUUCAUGCAGCACCAGGUGGAGGAUCUUCUCUGGGUUACUUGUUUGGAUCUGGAUCUGGCAAAUGAUUUGCUUCUGCAGCGUUGAAGAAAGUGUAAAAAAAUUGUAACUUUAUUUCAUAUCGUGGUGAUCAAUGUUAUGUUCAUGAGGAUUGUUUUGGAUUUGACCAUUUUCUUAUGUUCUUGCAAAAAGGAUUUGUCUAUCAAUGGUUCAAAGCUAGAAACUUUCUUUAA